GAUGCUCGCCAUCAAGCAAUCCAAAAUAUGGGACAACUUAUAAAUUCGUUGAUUAAUCCACUCGAUGACUUUCUGAAGAGAACGAACAAGUAAAAUAAUCCCAUUUUUUCUUGGCAAAAAUAAAAUAAAAAUUAUUUAAUAACUUUACCGAACAUUGAUGACAAGAAGUUGCAAGGAAGAUGAGUGAAAUAUACUGAAAAAAAUCCACACUGAAACUCACUACUGGAAAACACCAGUGCAGAUUGUCUAAUCUGGAUUAGAGUCAUCACUCAUUUUUUGGUUUUUCCCACUGUGUUUUUGAUAUUUGGAUGGUGCCCUAAAAUUGAAGGGCACAAAUGGAGAAUGUAGACAUGUUCAAUGCUGCUACGGCUCCGCUCACUUUCCAUGACUUCCUUGAGCGUAUGCGACAUCCCUCUGCAGCCGAUCUUGUUCGGUCUAUUAAAAGAGUAAUCUUCGUUUCAAAUGCCACGAUCAGGCAGUAUUUCUUCUUUCAAAGUCAGACUUGCACCCAACAUAGGCCAUCGGGGUAUGCUGCUCCCAAAGGUGUAUCUGUUUUAUUGUAUCUUUUUCAAGCAAUGCUCCUGAUCCUGAAAAAGACAGUAGGAAUGUACAAGAAUUCCUUACUAGCAUGGAAGCAGCUUUCAAAGCUCAUCCUUUGUGGGCUGGUGCAACUGAAGAUGAACUUGAUAGUGCUGGUGAGGGUUUAGAGAAAUAUCUGAUGACUAAAUUAUUCAAUCGUGCUUUUGCAUCAUUCCCUGAGGACGCAAAGCAUGACCAAGAACUUUCAGAAAAAAUUAGCUUGGUGCAACAGUUCAUCCGGCCAGAGCAUUUGGAUAUACUCCCGAACUUUCAAAAUGAAACAUCCUGGCUGCUUGCACAGAAGGAAUUGCAGAAAAUUAACACAUACAAGGCUCCUCGAGAUAAGUUGGUUUGCAUUCUCAACUGCUGUCGAGUCAUAAACAACUUGUUACUCAAUGUUUCUAUGGCUACAAAUGACAAUCCUCCUGGAGCUGAUGAUUUUCUGCCUGUACUAAUCUAUGUUACCAUCAAGGCAAAUCCUCCUCAGUUGCAUUCAAAUCUUUUGUACAUCCAGCGAUACAGGCGACAAUCUCGCCUAGUCUCAGAAGCAGCAUAUUUCUUCACUAAUUUGGUAUCAGCAGAAUCCUUCAUUAGUGAUAUAGAUGCCAAAUCCCUUUCAAUUGAUGAAAGUGAAUUUGAAAGGAACAUGACAAUAGCCCGUUUUGCUUUGAAUGGUACUACAAGUCAUGUUGACUAUCCUGUGAGUUAUUCCUCUACAGAAGCAGGAAAUUUUAUGUCAGAUUCUAGUGUGCCAAAGGCACAAGUCCCUAAAUUACAGAAAAAAGAGAAGACUGAAGAGCCUGUAUCUGUAGUGGGUGACAGUCAGGUUACUAGAACAUUGGCAAAGGGACUUGCAUCCAUUGGAAAUACUGAUAAAAGCAACAAAGGAAAUGUAAAAGAUAAUUUGGAAGGAAGUACAUUAACUGUAUCAAAACUUGAAAACAAAGGAGCUGUUCAUGUUUUGCAUGCAGAGCGUACAGGUCAACUCAACCGAGAAUAUCCAUUCUUGUAUGCCCGUGCUGGGGACUUGAGAGUUGAAGAAAUUGAACCGUUGCUUAAUGCUUACAAAGAGCUUGUUCUGAAAUAUGUUUCACUUUCAAAAGAAGUAGAGACCUCACUGUCAAAUAAGAUGCCUAGUUUAUAUGAAGGCGAUGCACAAUCAAGGGAAGUAUAUCUAGACAUCUCCAAAGAGAAGAAUAAUCAACAAGCCAUUUCAUCUGCUAAUUUGUCUGUGACAAUUGAAGCCGAUAAAAGAACACAAAUAGAUAAUUUUAAACAGGAAAUGAAACACUUUGAUGAAGGUGGUCUCCAGUUGGGUACAGAAACAGAUCAUCAUGACAGUCCCCUUCUUUCUCCUAGAUUGACCAAUACUUAUGGGGAACUGCCUGCAUCUAAUUCAACAGAAAUGAUAGAAAUGGAACAACUUAAUACACAUCUGAAUGGAGAUGAUUCCAGAGUAGAUCAAGCCUCAGAGAAGGUAACUGUUGAGGAUGUAAUGCCUGCAGUUGAUUCUGAACAAUCUUGUGUAACCUCUUCGGAAAUGUUACAAUCUAAAGAAGCCCCACCAAAUGCUCAGGAACAUGAAGGUCUGUAAAAAUGCAUAAAUUUUUCUUCAGUGUUCAUGUAUGGUGGUACACUAUCAAGUGGAAUUUCAAUAUCUUUUUGAGAUAUGUAUAUUAGGGGGCAUUACUCAAUGUUUAAUUUUUUGAAUGUUCCUGCUCUAGGCAAUUUGCUGUCCUUUUGCUCCAAUCAAGAGUUGGAUGUGUUUUAUGCAUCCACAAUGUUUUUUAAAUUUUUAUAUGCAUAACAUUAUUAAUUAUAUCAUUAUUGGUUGUCACAUUGAAACUAAUAUCCUGUCAAUUGGUGGUUCACAAGCAUUGUAAAAUUCUGAAAGACAUGCAAAUGUUGAAAACCAUUGCAGAGAGAUUUUAAAAUUUCUUUGCCUGGUAUGAUUCACAAUUGUUUACAAGUUUCUGCUUUC
Cryptomeria japonica (Japanese cedar) is the source of this 2560-nucleotide messenger RNA. Its product is annotated as vacuolar protein sorting-associated protein 9A. The transcript has 6 exons. Bases 629 to 2173 code for a protein of 514 amino acids. NCBI's taxonomy places the organism in Eukaryota, Viridiplantae, Streptophyta, Pinopsida, Cupressales, Cupressaceae. Gene Ontology annotation, biological process: vesicle-mediated transport. Gene Ontology annotation, cellular component: cytosol; endocytic vesicle. Gene Ontology annotation, molecular function: guanyl-nucleotide exchange factor activity; small GTPase binding. The record is from RefSeq and is a predicted model, not a curated record.